ACUGGGCGGCGGCCGCAAAGCCUGGAUCACCUUGAUGAGCGGAGAGACCUGCACCGGCGGCACCAUCUUGUCCGUGACCUCCGCACCGGAAGCACAACCCGCAGUCGGAAGAGGACGCCGCAAAGACCGCAAAGCCUUGGAGGCAAAGGCGGAGCUGGACGGACGCAUGCGCCGUCAGCAGCGAGAGAGCGGGACGGGAAGGCGGGGCGCGCCCCCUGGCGGCCGGAGGGUGACUGCGCGCUUCCGGGCGGCGGUGACCUCACGUGAAGCGCACGCGCACAAGGGCCGGGGCGUGCUUGGAUGACCACCGGCUGCUCCCGCGAGGUUGCUGUGUGAGGCGGUGUCUGCACCGAGUGGGCCGGGGGUUUCUUUUCGCCGCAGGGCUUGGGGUCGGCCGUCUCCCCGCGCCGCUGCUGAGGUCCUGUCGUGCGCGUCCUGGCCGUGUUUCCACACCCCAGACUGCGGACUGGGGCGCACUGUGUCUUCCUGCGGCGCGGAGCGUCCGGGACUUGAGGGGGCCAGAAGCAAGCCCCAGCCCUCCCCAGACCUCCUAUUGCUUGCUGAGGAAGCCGCAGGUGCGCACUGGAUCCACCAGGCACCAUUCUGGCCCUCAGCAAAGCCCCCACCUUCCACCAGGGCAGAUGGCCUCGGGCCAGCAGGAAGACCAAGAAGAAGGAAGGGGGUGCCCUCCGGGCCCAGAGAGCCUCAUCCAAUGUCUUCUCCAACUUCGAGCAGACUCAGAUCCAGGAGUUCAAGGAGGCAUUCACACUCAUGGAUCAGAACCGAGACGGCUUCAUUGACAAGGAGGACCUGAAGGACACCUACGCCUCCCUGGGCAAGACCAAUGUCAAGGACGAUGAGCUGGACGCCAUGCUCAAAGAGGCCUCGGGGCCCAUCAACUUCACCAUGUUUCUGAACCUGUUUGGGGAGAAGCUGAGUGGUACUGAUGCCGAGGAGACCAUUCUAAACGCCUUCAAGAUGCUGGACCCAGACGGGAAAGGGAAAAUCAACAAGGAGUACAUCAAGCGUCUGCUGAUGUCCCAGGCUGACAAGAUGACAGCGGAGGAGGUGGACCAGAUGUUCCAGUUCGCCUCCAUCGAUGCCGCGGGCAACCUGGACUACAAGGCGCUGAGCUACGUGAUCACCCACGGGGAGGAAAAGGAGGGGUGAGGCCCGGCCUGGUCAAUAAACCUGGACGCUAGGACCC
Molecule: messenger RNA, 1207 nt
Organism: Piliocolobus tephrosceles (Ugandan red Colobus)
Lineage: Eukaryota; Metazoa; Chordata; Mammalia; Primates; Cercopithecidae
Gene: MYL5
Product: myosin light chain 5
Exons: 8
Coding region: 772-1170 (132 amino acids)
Molecular function (GO): calcium ion binding
Source: RefSeq, a predicted model, not a curated record